Messenger RNA from Spodoptera litura, 3282 nucleotides. Its product is annotated as dynein axonemal intermediate chain 3-like. Gene Ontology annotation, cellular component: inner dynein arm. Lineage: Eukaryota; Metazoa; Arthropoda; Insecta; Lepidoptera; Noctuidae. Gene Ontology annotation, molecular function: dynein light chain binding; dynein heavy chain binding. The record is from RefSeq and is a predicted model, not a curated record. Gene Ontology annotation, biological process: inner dynein arm assembly; cilium movement involved in cell motility.
AUGGCAGUGCCCCAACCACGUCGAAAGAGAUUCAUUCCUAAAUAUAAUGUUGAAGGUGUACACGUAAUAACUCUUGGCGAAGAAACACAAGUUCAAAUAGAAUUGGUGGUUGGAAUCCAAAUUAAUGCACAAUAUCCUUGGAAAACUGUACAGAAAUCUAAACUCCUAGAAUCGAUUGAACUUGGGGGUGAAUUAUCGGAGUUUUUUCCGAUACGUAAAGAAAUUGAGGAAUAUCCCGAAGACGAAAUAUUAAUGGGGUAUAUAGUUGAUGAAUCAAAUAACACUGAUGACUUCUACGUAUGCUGCACAGUAGAAUCCAGAGAUCAUUGUAAGCAACAAUCAGACAGAUUUAUCCGACGACAAGAAAAGAAAUUAGAAAAAGCAAUACAAAAAAAACCAAGACCUUGGAUAGGUUUGGGCAGUGAAAUUGAAAUAAUAGAACAAGAACCAAUUAAUACAAGAACUUUAAUGGAAAUCGAGAUAAAAGCUAAGUUUCCCACUGAAUAUGAACCCCAGAAGUUUAACGUAAGGGACACUGAGGCCGUUAGAGAUGGUUUAAUUGAGUUAACACCGUACAGACAGAGGUUUAAUAAUAUUAACCGUCGAAGAAUAGACUGCGCGUGUCAAAUUAGACCAGUUUACGUAAACCAAGUUGCUCAGACUUAUCUAAAAUUUCCACAAAAUAAAUGGACUCAAUCUAUCGCAGAUACAAUGGGUCAAAUCGGAGAUCUAGAAGGUGGUGGCGAUACGGAUUUAGAAAGAGACGAUGAUGACAGUUCAGACGAAGAAAUUAACCGUAGAAAACACCCUAUUGAUGAAGUAGGAUUACGUUCAUAUAGGGCUGCAGCUGCCCGUAUGCGUCGACCAUCUUAUCAAAAAUUGAUGAAUAAAUUCAUGACAUCACGAGUAGCCGAAAUGGAGUCGAUGAUAGAGCUAAACGCUGUAAUGGAUAUGUAUUACAACGACUAUCCAAAUCUUGUUACUCAGAAACAUAUUGAUACGCUUGGUACCAUGGCUUUCGAAGAAUAUGUCUGUUUCACUGAUGUCAGAGCUAAAUUCAAGUAUGUUUCUUGUGCGGAAUUUCAUCCAAUGUGGUCUGGUAUUGUUGCAAUUUCAUACUCGGAUGUUUCCCCAACUGUCAUGCGAACGCAUACAUCUACACGUCGUGAUCCAAUUCAAAGAGCAGUCUACGGUUUAAAUCCGGUAUUAAUAUGGAGUCAUAUAGAUAGUUUACGAUCAAAACUAUAUUUAGAGUCUCCACGCGAGGUUACAACUUUAUCAUUUUGUCCUUUUAAUGAAAAUGUUCUAAUUGGUGGCUUGAUAAAUGGACAAAUUAUUAUAUGGGAUCUAACAAACAAACUGGAAAACGUUGAAAAAAUUGAAGUUUUAAGUGAAACCAGAGAAAAGUAUCGAAUAGCUAUGAAUUCGCAAAUGGGUUGGAUGAAAUCUAUUCAAGAUAGAGCUGUAGUGAAUGCUACAGCUUGUAGCAGUCUAUUAAAUUGUCAUGAAGCGGCAGUUUCUGCAAUUAAAUGGGUACCACCAACUUUUUUAAUAACACCUACUGGUAAAACUGUUCGUUCACCAGAAAAUAAAUUAUCCCUUCAGUUUAUAACUACAGCCGUAGACGGCAAAAUUUUAGUAUGGAAUAUUUCAGUUGGCGAUAUGUCAUUUGUAGAAGGCAAAAAAGUAAAGAAAUCAAAAAGGAUUGCACGUCGACCCUCGGGUUUACUUGUAGACGUGUCACCGUUUCAUGUAUUGGAUCGUAUUCUUCAGCCGUGCUACAAAAUUAUCUUAGGUACAGCAGGUCAACCCUGGGGUUACUCAAUACAGAGUUUUGGAAUAUCUGCUCCAAAAGUGAAAUAUAUUUAUACUCCGAAAAAUAACGGUACUGGAAGAAAGUAUUUUAUUUGUCAAGUCGACAAGGAAACCGAAGAGUCAAUGAAUUCAAUUUUUUAUUUCGGUACAAAACAUGGCCAGCUAACACGUGCAACUUGGGAAGGACAUGAAUUCAACACCGGGGAAACAGUAAAUUCUGAGUAUGGUGACAUAAAAUUUCGCUGUAACUUACAUGACGGUGCUAUAGUAGUUACAAGUAAAAAUCCUAUAAUGGAUUCUAUAACACUAACUGUGGGAGGAAAAAUAUUUGCAAUCUGGUCAGACUCUCUGGAAGGUCGACCAAUAAUUUGGAAAAAACGUCCAUAUCGUUUAACAGACGGAGUGUGGUCGCAGUAUAAACCAAGUAUAAUUUUUAUUUGUAAUUCAGAGGGAGAUCUUGAAACCUGGGAUUUGUUAAUAAAAAGUGAUAAACCUAUUUCUGUACAAACACUCGCUGGAUCGAUGCUUACAAAGCUUAGUUUACACACUUUGCCUUUAACUAAAAACAUUAUAGGUGUGAGUGACGUAAAUGGGUCUUUCAGAAUGUAUCUUAAUCCUCCAGUAUUUAUGCUAUCAAAAACUACUUAUGCACCACGUAUGGUGGCCAUGAUAGAGAGAGAACUAAAAGUUAUGACGUCUUUUAUAGAGUGGCAGGCAAAUUUUAUGCAGAAAAAUCCGCAUAUUUUAUUGGAAAUAAAAAGAAAGGAAGGUGCACUAUUAGCUGAAAAGGAAGAAGAAAAACGCCGAAAAAGAGAAGAGUUAGAAAAAAUGCAAGAUGAAGAAGCCGAAGCUAAGAGACAGGAGCGAAUGAAAGUUUUGGGCCCUGAAGAGAGAUGGCAGAAAAUCAUACAAAAAUUAAUAGAAAGAACAAUUGCUGUUAAAAAAAGAAUCAACAGAACACUAUUAAUAGAACACGAAAAACCGUUAAGAGAGUUAGAAAUACAGCGCUUAGAGAAAGAGAGAAGAAUGUUAGAAAUAAUGAAAAAUCAAAAAACUAUUUUCAAUGACACUGUUGCCAUUCUUUUCCCCGAAGCAAUAAAGAAACCAUAUAAAUCAAAGAAAAGUUUGCUUUCCGAUAACAAAGAGGCGCUUAAAAAGGAAUAUUUAACUGAAUAUCGUUACAUUAAAGAAAAUGCAAGAGUUAUGGUAAAUAAAAACCCAUAUAAAGCAGAUUUUCGGUGGGAAGCUACACUUGCUGAAGGUAAAGAAAGAAGAGCUGCAUUGAAUAUUCAACAAGAUUAUGCGAAAAUGCACUACAGUAGAAUUGAAGGGGAACAAAAUCAACGAGAUCCAAUGAAAGCGCCUGUUAAAAAUAUUACCAAAAAGAAAGAAGAAGAUGAAGCAGAAGCCGAAGUAGAAAAAGAGGGAGAAGUAGAAGGUGGAGUAGAUGAAGAACCAACUAAUUGA